This is a messenger RNA of Triticum aestivum (bread wheat), 1035 nucleotides long. RefSeq lists its product as uncharacterized. The record is from RefSeq and is a predicted model, not a curated record. Bases 1 to 1035 code for a protein of 344 amino acids. The transcript has 3 exons. Lineage: Eukaryota; Viridiplantae; Streptophyta; Magnoliopsida; Poales; Poaceae.
AUGACGCAAAAUAGGGCUGAGUGGACAACAAGGUAUGAGAAAGGUCUCGUGGAGGUACUUACAGAGUACAAUCUAAAUCAUUACCGUGGCCAAAAUGGGUGGACUACCGAAGGAUGGAAUCAAGUUGUCAAGGAACUGAACAAUUUAUAUCCAGAGGCAAGGUUUACCAAGGAUCAGGUUCAAGAUAAGGAAGCUCAGUUGAAAAAGCACUAUAAAAAUAUCAAGUUGAUAGUCAACCGCUCUGGAAUAUCAUGGAAUGAUAUUGCAUGUGUGAUCAACACCACGCCUGAAAAAUGGGAAGAGAUCAUUGCAGAGGACCCAAAGCUCAAAAUGUAUGAAGGAAAGAGCUUUCCAUUGUAUGAGGCAUUGGGUGUGCUCUAUGAAGGACACAUUGCGCAAGGAAGACACUGCCUCACAUCAAGGAAGCCUCCGAUUGGCACAAAAACAGGUAGCAACUUUGGAGCGAAGGAUAAGAUGGUUGCAAGCACUAGCAAGAAAAAUACAAGACAUGGAAGAGAUGACAACGUAAGGACUUCUUCAAUAAUUGACAUCAAUGAUACUCCUACAUUAGAUGAUGUGGAUGAAAGAGAGAACACUGUCAAUGACGAGGAAGAAUUAGCCAGUGAAGAUGCUGAUGGCGAUCAACCACAAAUAAGUGAAUCAAGUGCAAAAGGGAAAAAAACUAAGAAACAAAAAGAUGCCACAUCUAUACAGCGGCUUGAAGAUUCCAUGAUGGCUUAUGUGAAUUUCAAGAAAGAUCAAGCUUCCAAGAAGGAAAAAGUGUCACAGCAAGAAAAACAACCCUCAAUUACAGAAUGCUUGCAGGUCUUGAAUGACAUGGAUGAUGUUCCCGACGAGGUCAAAAUCUUUGCCUCUGAUGUUUUCAAGGAUGCAGCAAAUCGUGAGAUUUUCCUAGGUUACAACUCAAGAUUGCGGGGUAUGUGGCUAAAGAAGGAAGUCGACAAGAUUAGUCCUCAGCCUCCUCCUUCUCGGCUUUCAUCUGGUGCUAUUCCUUCAAUCAAUCUGGUGCUCUGA